GCAAGGCUGGCCCACCCCGCAGGGCCGGGGGCCGCGGCCGCUCCGGCCCCGCUCCGCAGCGCCGUUUCCGGGAGCCGCGGGCAGGUGAGGCGGCGGCGGCGGGCGGAGCGCGGCGGAGCGGCCGCUAUGAGGCUGCUGCUGCUGGCGUGCCUGCGGGCACAGACCGGCAACGCCACCACGGCCGCCAGGAUCCAGAAUCAUCUGCAUGCUGCAGGCCAUAUCUGUGUUCUUAAAGAUGCUUUCAUGUAUGAAAGUCCAACUGAAAUAGCAAACCUGACCUCCACAGACAAGUUUGAUGCAGCCCUGGCCAUUCACCUCUAUAAAGGAGGCAGACUGCUGCAAGGGAGCAGAAUUCCUUUUGGAAUCAUCUUUGGUGGGACAGAUGUAAAUGAAGAUAUCAAAUGCAAAGAGAAACGCCAGGUAAUGGGAGCAGUGCUGGAGAAAGCCAGGUUUGCAGUGGCUUUCACAGUGGAAAUGAAGGAGCUGGCAGCAGCAGAGUGGCCAGAUGCUAGGAAGAAAAUCUACGUGCAAAGUCAAGGAAUUAAGACUACACCCAGUGAAACCUUUGACUGGUACAGAUUUCUACAAAAUGCAGGCAUUCCUGCAGACACAGACAGUGUGCACCUGUUUCUUUUGGUGUGUGGGCUCCGGAGAGUCAAAGACCCUCUGUAUUUAGUAGAAGCUUUCUCAGACUGGCACAGAAAGGAUCCCAGUGUCCAUCUGGGCAUUAUUGGACCUGCAGUUGAUCCACUUUUUACCAGUGAAGUUAAGGAGAGAGUCAAAAGGGCCCCCGGGGUGCACGUGCUGCAGGAGCUGCCCCAGCAGGAGCUGCACGCUGCUCUCAGGAGGAGCCUGGCCGUGGUGAACAGCUCCAUCUCCGAGGGCAUGUCUGCUGCCAUCCUGGAGGCAAUGGAUUUAGAAAUCCCAGUGCUGGCAAGGAACAUUCCUGGGAAUGCAGCAAUAAUAAAACACAAGGAAACAGGACUGCUGUUUUCAACUCCCCAGGAGUUCGUUGCGCUGUCCAAGAGUUUAAUGAAUGACCCCAUUACGGAAAAGGAAAUUAUAAGAAGGGCCAAAGACUACGUGAAGAAGCAUCAUUCCUGGGAAGCUGAAAGGAAAACCUACCAGAAUCUUGUGCAGAGGCUCCAGUGACUUGGCAGGCUGCAGCUGAGAGCCAGCAGAGCACUUUAAUGAUGGAAAUGUGAUUAGCUUUGGGUUUCUCUCGGGUUCUUGCUAGGAAAAUAGUCAGACAUUGUCAUUGCAGUUGAACAAACCACGGCCCCAGCUGCUGCAGACCCUGCCAGGUGUCCAGCUGAGCCCAGAGCAGGCUGAGUGUGGGGUCAGCACCCCUGGGGCAGGUGCCAGCUGUUUGCUGCUGUGAUGCCCCCAGGGCAGGGCAUUCCUGGCACACAGAGCUCUCAGGAAACCUUCUGCCCCUGCUGCAUCCCACCCCCCUGCAGCAGCAGCAGCUUCCUUCCCACUGCCACCCCUCCGAACACAUCCAGGUGCACAGCACACACCUGGCCUAAAGCCCAGGCUGCACAACCACAGGGAUCAAUUAUUGACAGCAGAGCUUCCUUCAGCCUCCACCGAGGCAGCAGGAGCAUCACAAACAGCACAGGCAGUGCUGAUGCUGGGCAGAGGAGGAGCACAGGGUGUUCUGUGCUGCCCCUGAGCCCUGCAGCCCCUCCAGAGCAUGGCCCAGCUCUCCUGAGCCUGCAUUUCUGCCCCUGGGGCCAGGGCAGGAGGUUGGCCCAGGCCUGGCCCAGGUGCCAGAGCUGUGCCAGAGAUGCUCUGUUACAUAAACUACCUCUUGGUUUGCCAGUUCCUUUGGUCCCUCUGUGAUUUACUUAUUUGUUAAAAUAUUUAUGAGACCUAUGAAAAGGGAUGGGGGGGGUGGAGGUAUUUUCAAUUUACCGUGUGUUUUGCUGCUGUUUGUUCUUAUUUGUGGCUUCUCAGGCUGCAUUUCAAUACAAUGCAGCAGGCUUAGUCUGAAAGUGAGACUGAUCUCUGCUCAAAGUCCACACCAAUCAUCCCUGUCAGCCCAGGGAUUAUGGACAUAUCUUUGAGUCUGUAAUUGGUCAUCCAAGGACUUGCAUCUAGAGAAAAAGGAAUGAGGGGCAUUUUUGUAAUUACUUGUUCUUAGGAGCCUGUUUGCUCUGUAAGGUCUGGAGCCUGCCCCAGGGAGAGGCUGUGAAAUGUUUUCUGUUGACUUCAGUGGCUGUUGUGUCAGACUUUCUUUGUCACAAUGAAGUUCACUGUGCAUUUUAAGCUUUGCUCUCUAUUUUUGAUGUGUUGCAAGGUUCUGGUACAGUAAACAAGAAAGCAGUUUGAAUGUUGUACAUUGAUUUCUCCCGGAUUUCCCUCCUUGUUUUGUGCUGGGGCUGCUCAGCACUGCCUUCAGUAACAAUCCCCAAGGGAUUUAAAACCCCAGCACUGCUGCACUCCCUUCUGAGCACGAUUUUCCUAAACACUCCUGGAGUGUCCUGUGCCACGGGAUGGAGGUGCAGCUGUGCUCCCCCUGAGUUUAAAAGCCAGCAGCCAGCCCUGAGCAGGCUGGAGGGGUGCAGCUGAAUGCUCCAGCUGGCUGCUGCUGCUGUCCCAGGAGAGCAGGGGACCUCCAGGGCCCUGCUGGCUCCCUUUUGGCCACUGGAUUUUCAGCAUCACAUACUGCAGGGGACCUUCAUAGGGAAUAAAAAAAGGACUUUUCCAGCUAACUGAGCCAACUUCAGGGCGCCCUGUUCCUCAAAACCUCUCUGAGAUCUCUGCCAGCUCACUUCUGAUGCCCUGCUUGAUUGGCUUUGAUCCUCAGCCAUCCCCCUGCCCUUCCAGUAGUAUUGGUUGUCUUCUGAGAAAAGCAGGUUUUUAAAAGCAAAUAAACAAAUCCACAGUGUGGGGUAGAAGCCUAAGCACUGAGCUGAUGGUAAGUGAUUAGUAAGAGUAAUGAUUAGAAAGCUUUUUCUGCAGCCUGAUACAUUUAUUACUGAGCUUCAACUAUAAAUACAUUGAUCUGGAAUUUGUGCUAUUCCCCGCAAAACAAAAUAUGUUCAAGUGAGAAACUGCGCUACGCCCUCGGAAUGUAAUUAACAUAUGAUUUUUCAGGCUGUAUUUAAUCUAUAAAUAUGAAAUCUGCA
Vidua macroura (Pin-tailed whydah) is the source of this 3134-nucleotide messenger RNA. It is a transcript of the gene GLT1D1, whose product is annotated as glycosyltransferase 1 domain containing 1. The transcript is spliced from 12 exons. Gene Ontology annotation, molecular function: glycosyltransferase activity. The record is from RefSeq and is a predicted model, not a curated record. Lineage: Eukaryota; Metazoa; Chordata; Aves; Passeriformes; Viduidae. Bases 127 to 1152 code for a protein of 341 amino acids.